CAGCCGGCAAAUCAUGGCUGAUAAUCAUUCGUCGGUAAAACCAACAUUUCGCUUCUCUCCUAGUGAUCACACCGCACUCUGGCUGACCACUGUGGUUUAUUACCGAAUUAAAUAAAUCUUUCUUUCAAUAAACUGAUCCCCAUGACGAUUACAACACGUCUCAUCUUCAAUAUCAAUAAUAAACUAAAAAUUAACAUAUGUGAUACAUUUUUUAUACAUAGCAACGAAGAAACUUAAACGGAAAAACGAAAGGUAGCCCAAUAACAUCAACUCCACCAUCUCAGAACCUUCGCUUCAAUGGCCAAUCCUCGGCAUCUGUCUCGUUCCGUUCUACUGUCGCUCAUCGGAUCUCACUACCCCAUUCCCGAUUGUAAAAUUCGCCGCUAAGUCCUGGCAGACGUACCAAGGGCUGUUCGAAAAUCAUCCCCCAAACACUAAAAAAUUCAAGGCCCUCACUAGUCCCAAAUUGCACCAGUUCAAGCCCCGUCAGCAGUGAUAUCCCCUCAAAAACAUUUGUUUUUUCAUCAUCAAAUAGUUAUCACAAGAAUUUGAUUAAACUUCGAGACUUCACUCGACGCAACAAUCAUCUCCAGGAGCAUUCCACCUUGAUGGAAUCCCCGAGGAUAGCCAAUUCCAAGGCAUCUUGGAGAGUGUAAAAAUGGCGAGGAGGAGAAAAAGUGAUGGCAAUUCCCCUGGCAAGCCAGUUAACCCAGUGGCUGUUCGUAAAUCGACUCGUCAGAUCGCUAGGAAACAGUCGAUUGACGGAAAGAAGCUCAAUGGUGAGGUGACACAUGUAGAGGUCCAAAGUGCCCCUGAGGAGCCCUCCAAACCGCCUGAAGUGGUGGUCAAACGAAAGAGAGGAAGACCACCGAAAGAGCCCAAAAAUAUAGUUCAAAAAUCCAAAAAUGUGGUUCAAGAGGAAGUUAUAUUCCCUGAAGAUGUUAACAAUGUUGUGAAUGAAGACGUUGGUUUGGAAACUGUUCAAAGUUCAGUGAAAAAUGAUGAAAGUGAUUCUACGGAUGCUAGAGACGUUGAGAUCAUUCCAGUAGAAGCAUCCUUAGGUGAGCAGGAUCCAAUUGCAAUUGAUGAACAAGUGAUACCUCAGGAUAAUGAAACACCACCACCAGAUGGUCAAACAUCACUGCAGGAUGAUUCAGUGCUUGAGAAAGUUGAUUCAGAGAAUGAUUUGGACAUGAAGGAGGAGCCUGAACCCCACGAGAUGAUCCUGGAAAACUCUCAGGAUGUCCCUCCCACAGAGGAGUCUUGGACUGCUGAGGAGGUUAUCGAGGAGACGAUCAUCUGUCAGGAAAUGGAGGUGGAAACCGAAGAAAUUGAACAUACUGAUUACGUCGAGGAUGAAUCUAAUGUCGUUCUGGAACAGGUUCUUCUUAUGGAGGAGCCUCAUUUCGAGGGCGAUAAUGUAGUGUAUGUGAUUCAGAACGAGGAUGGCACGGCUAUGGUGAUGGAGACCCCUGAGACAGACCCUGGUGAGGAUAAUUAUCAGGACACCAGUGAAUAUCAAGUUAUAGAAGAGGGAGUUGAGUGUUUACGUGUCGAAGAUCCUUUAACAAGUACUAAUUGUGACGAAAUAAUUGAAAGUGAAGUGAAAACAGAAAUUAGUGAGGAGUCUGGGGGCUCUCGAGAUCAUACUGACCCAGAAAAAUCGGUGAGUUGUCUUGUAGAGAAUGAAAAAAUCGAGAAAAUGAUCGUUGACGAGGCUGUAAUUGUCGAGGAAUCCCUUGAAGUGUCUGAGGAACAUAUUUGUACUGACAAUCCUGAUAAUAAUCCCUCCUCCAACGGUUUAUCCCCUCAACAUCUUCCGGAGGCCCCUAGGAAGAUCGAAAGAAGGCAAAGCCCAAGAGCUGCCAAGGCAAAAUUGAAGAAACCGCAGAAUUCGAAUUUUAAAUCAGAAGAACCUGCACUGCUCCCUGAUAAAACAGAUAAUUGUCAAUCUGUGGAUGUCUUGGAGGAUUCCGGCAGUUCUAACCUGGAUUCAGCCUCUACGAACCCCAGUACCUCCCCCUCAGAGCCUUUAAAAUCUCCGCAGACUGAAGAAACUCUCGACCAAUCACCCGAGACCAAUGUACUGAUGGAUUCCCUGACGACAACUCCCAUAGAAGACUCAGACAAUAGCAAUGGGACCUCAACAAGAUCUUCAACACCAAGUGCCAAAGCCUCAAAAGCUUCCGAGCCCCUCGAAGAGUUAUCUCGAGAGAGUGAACCAGAAUUGAAACCUUUCGAGGAUCAAAAAUUCUUAUCGAGCAGUGAAAACAGCAACGACACAGUCACUCUAAAAUGUCAGGAGGAAAAACCCUCAGGAGAAGACCCUGAGAAGAAGCUUUUCAGAUCGAGAAGCGGUAGCACUGACACCACAGGCUCUGAGUCUGGGUCCAAUAGCUCAGGGGUUCGUCGAAGCAAUAGGAUUCGUUCCCAAGGAUUAAUGAAGGUACGUCCACGAGGUAGGGGUCUAGUCACCAAGCCCAUCGCAGAUGUCACCAAAGCCCUUCAACAGGAACGAGAGAAACUCCAGCCAGCUUCAACUCCAGACAGUCAAUCAGAGACACAAUCAGAUAAAGAGAAUAGCACCAAGUCACUUCCUUCGGAUGUAAAUGCUCCCCUGACUCCUGUGACACCAGGAUAUGACUCAGACUCGACGAAACCGGUUAAAGUGAAGUCGAGAUGGCGAAGGUCGAGUGAACUGGAAAUGGGGGGUAACACAUCGCGACUGGGGUUCAACUCAGUUCUUAACUCAUCGACAUCGGCACCAAAUGUCGAGGCUCUCCCCUCAGUUCCAGAGAACUCAGUAUCAAGUAGCUCGGUAUCCAGUGAAUCAGAGUCAGUGAAAGAGUCCCGAAACUCGUCUCCAGUGCCUAAACCCCUUCAGCUGGCGGCCGUACCUGAGGAGGCCGAUCCAGAGCUGGAGGGGCGUCUCAGCCAGUUUGAGAUAAUCAAGGAGAAUCUUUACUUGACCGAGCGGUACACCAAUAAAGAAACCAAAAGAAUGACUUGCGAUUGUUUCCUGACGGAGGAGGAGCUCGAGAGAGGUGAGAUGGGCUGCGGAGAGGACUGUCUCAAUCGUCUGCUGAUGAUCGAGUGCGGCCCGCGCUGUAACAUCAACGACAGGUGCACCAACAAGCGAUUUCAGAACUGUGACUACGCUAAGUGUGAAGUCUUCAGAACUGAGAAGAAGGGGCUUGGAUUGCGAGCUGUGCAGGACCUGGAACCUGGUGAAUUCAUUAUGGAGUACGUCGGUGAGGUUCUGGAUCCCAGGGAUUUCAGGAGACGAGCAAAGGAGUAUUCCAAAGACAAGAACCAGCACUAUUAUUUCAUGGCUCUUAAAUCUGAUCAGAUUAUUGAUGCAACGAUAAAGGGAAAUAUUUCAAGAUUUAUAAAUCACAGCUGUGAUCCCAACGCAGAGACUCAGAAGUGGACGGUGAAUGGAGAAUUGAGGAUAGGAUUUUUCAACCGGAGAUUUGUCGCUGCUGGUGAGGAGAUAACCUUUGACUACCACUUUCAGAGGUAUGGAAAAGAGGCGCAGAAGUGCUACUGCGAGGCUGCCACCUGCAGAGGCUGGAUCGGUGAUACUCCUGAUGAGGAGCAGGAGAAAACUGAGAAGAAGGAGAAACGUGAGAGGGAGGACAAGAAGAAGAAACGGGAGGUGAAGAAGUCUUACAUGGAGGAUGAAGACUUGGAAGAGGAGAUUGACAAGCUCUGCAGCUGUGGUUUGAAAAAUCGAAAUCAUACUUUGACACUGAGCAGGUUGAUGGUGAGGUCUAGGGAGAUGCAUCAUAGAAGCCGAUUACUGAAAGUUCUGCAGUCUGGGGUGGAGGCCUGCAGGAGACUCUUCCUGGAUUACCAUGGGUUGAGAUUGAUCUGGAGCUACAUGACGGAUGUCGCUGCAAUUAAGGGUGGAGAAGCCCAGGUUUUCAGGCUGGAGCUUGUGAAAACGCUGAAUACACUGCCAAUACCGAAUAAGACAAUGCUAAUGGAUAGUAAGGUGUUUGGGGUUGUUGAGAAGUGGUCACAGGAGAUUAUCGAGAGCUCACCAAAGUCAGAAUCACCGAGUGAUGAGACAAACAAACCGAAGACCGAGGAUGAAGUGGAGAGCAACUGUGAUAGCAACGAUAAGAGUGUGGAGAGCAAAGGAAGUGGGAAAGAUUCACCGAUUGAAAAGGAUGGAGAGGGCCAGGGGAGUCCUGCAGAGUCUGACAAUAUCAGAAUGAUCAUUGAUCUUGCUCUGGAAUUAUUGACAAAGUGGUCGUCCUUGAAGGAGGUCUUCAGAAUACCAAAGAAGGAGAGAAUCGAGCAGAUGAAGGAGCAUGAACGAGAGGCUGAUAUCGGUUAUAAAGAGGAUACCCAGAAGGAAGAGAGAAGAGUCUCAUCGGGGUAUGACAGACGUUCCUCUGGCUAUGACAGGAGGGAUCGACGCAGAGGACGUGAAAGCCCUGAUUCUGAAUCUUACAGGAAUAAAGAUAAAGAGAGGUCCAACCUGGUGCCAGUUCGUAGGCUAACCAAGUACGAGAGGAGACAGCUCUUUGCGAUGAAGGUUGCUAAGGAGGAAGAAGAGAGGAUGAGGAGACAACAGCAAGAGGCCUUUCAACAUCACGAAUCCAAGUGCGUUGCCCUGGGAUUAGAUCCCAUCGCCACUCCAGUGAUUGACCCCAACACUGGAUAUCCCUUGUUCUUCAAUCCUAACUUGGGACAAUGGCAGGCAUAUCCUGUGCAUGAAGGAGAGGCCAGUGGGCACGAUCAGAUGCACUUGGGACACAGCCAGAUGCAUAUGGGACAGAGUCCUGGGGGAAUGGGGCCGGGAAUUAAUCAUAAUGUUCAUGGGAGUGUUCACCAGGUGCCUGGCAUGCCUCCGGAUAUUUCUCCAAGUAUUUCUUCAUCGGUUUAUGGACCAGGAAUGCCUACUGGGUUCCCCCCACCUGGAGUAUCCUAUCCUACGAUGUCUCAAGCUCAGGGACAAUUCGUCGAUGGACAUCUCCAGAUGCAGAAUAAUCUCAUGUCUGUACACAAUGGCACACCACCUACUGGUACAGGGGUUUCCAGGGCGUUCGUUGAGGAUAGUGCGAACGAGGGGGUUCCUGGGAAUGUUCUCACUGCCACACCAAUGGAGACUGUUGGGGAGGAAGAGGGGGGGACAGUUCAACCAGAUAUUCCGCCAUUAGAUUUACCCCCAAAAUGGAAAUGUGCGAAGGACCCCAGGGGGAGGUACUACUAUUAUCAUGUGAAGGAGAGGGUUUCACAGUGGCUACCACCACCCCCGACACACAUUGGGAUACAACCUGAGACGUCCUCCAGCGAAGAGUCUACUGAGGAGAGCAGCUCGAGCGACGAGGACGACGACGAGGAGGAGGAUGAGUGGGAUGAUGGCGAGGUGGUUAAGGUGGUGGAGGGAGAGAGAAACAAAUCGAGGGAUCCGAGAAUCGCCGGGGCUGGGCCAGAGGCCAAGAAACGACGGGAUGGACUUGUCCAGGAGAGGAUCAUCAGUCCGCGAAGAGAAGAAAACCGAGUGGACCAUAAGAAGUAUAAAGAUAUUAAAGAUAAACUCCGACGUCAGAAGGAACGGGGCAAACUCAAGGAGCACAUUGACAAAAUGAGAAAACAUCGAAGAGCCAAUAAAGCAAAGUCACAGGCCAGACAUACAGCUAUUAAGUUGCAAGCCAUUGCACAGUCCAAUGAACUUACCGCUGAGAGGAAGAUUAAAGACAGUUUUAGAGUCAAUAUGGCCACAGUUAUCGUCAAGUUCUUGAAUCCUUACAGGCAAAAUGACUGCAAGCAAGGGAGAAUUACGAAUACUGAGGAUUUCAAGUACUUGGCGAGAAAGCUCACUCACUUCGUAAUGGCAAAGGAACUGAAACAUUGCAAAAGUGUUGACGAGUUACAGUGCAACGAGAAUGUUAAACACAAAGCUAAAGACUUUGUGCGUAAAUACAUGAGCAAGUUUGGCCCGGUCUACCAGCGAUCUUCAGAUGAUGAUUAAUACAACAAUCAUGUAAUUAGUGAAAAGGAAAACAAUCAUUACGAUCCAGCCAAGAGAUAGGGUUCAACCGAGUGAGGGAGAGAGAGUGUGUAUAAAGUUCGUUUAUAGAGUUUAUAUGUAGAUAAAUUAUCGUUCGAGUUUUAGACAUAAAUACUGAAGUAAUUGAUAUUUUUCCAAACGUGAUAAUCUCACCCAUCAUUAGGAAAAUUUUAAUUAUUUUUAAGAGGAAUGUCGUUUCCGUUUUCUAUGUUGAAUUUUUUUUCUUUUGUAUAAAUGGCAGAAUUACCCUAGGAAUGGAGGGUAAUUUGUUUUUUUACGAUUUCUGAAUUGUUCUUCACCUUAUUUUUCCAAUGAUAACGGACGUAUUGCUCACGAAUCUACCACUGGAUAUUCCGUGAACAUGAUUAUUUCGAAUGAACUCAUGUGAGGCAGGCGAUCCAUCUAGCUAAUAUUCAAGUUUAAUAUCGUUGUUAAUGAUUAAGACUUGAAAUUUAUUGUGCUCUUUGCAGAUAAUGUAAAUACAGUAUAAUAUAGCCAAGUUUACACAACA
Molecule: messenger RNA, 6536 nt
Organism: Diachasmimorpha longicaudata
Lineage: Eukaryota; Metazoa; Arthropoda; Insecta; Hymenoptera; Braconidae
Gene: Set2
Product: probable histone-lysine N-methyltransferase CG1716
Exons: 4
Coding region: 659-5986 (1775 amino acids)
Biological process (GO): regulation of DNA-templated transcription
Cellular component (GO): chromosome; nucleus
Molecular function (GO): protein binding; histone H3K36 methyltransferase activity
Source: RefSeq, a predicted model, not a curated record